Botrytis fragariae is the source of this 294-nucleotide messenger RNA. RefSeq lists its product as uncharacterized. The transcript has 2 exons. Bases 1 to 294 code for a protein of 97 amino acids. NCBI's taxonomy places the organism in Eukaryota, Fungi, Ascomycota, Leotiomycetes, Helotiales, Sclerotiniaceae. The record is from RefSeq and is a predicted model, not a curated record.
AUGAGCUCCAUUAGCCAUGCCGAAGAUAAUCGGCGAGGAUUGUUUCAAUGUCUUACUGUACCGCAUGAUCACCUCGACAACAUCCACCAAGAUUCUCCUGUGCCGCAUAUGAAGUUGGUCAUUCUACUUCGACAUAUGCCGGGCCCAGUGAUAUGUCUCGCGCACAUGGCAACGCGAUUAUGUACGGGUCUCGCAUGCUUUGUACCGAAUUCGAAGGUUAACAUGCAGCCUACCGCAUUAAGCAAACAUGGGAUAUUCCUUCUCGAAGGCGGAAGCUUGCAGAAAAGGAUUUGA